Trichomonas vaginalis G3 is the source of this 1449-nucleotide messenger RNA. Its product is annotated as 3',5'-cyclic-nucleotide phosphodiesterase protein. The transcript has a single exon. Bases 1 to 1449 code for a protein of 482 amino acids. The record is from RefSeq and is a predicted model, not a curated record. NCBI's taxonomy places the organism in Eukaryota, Parabasalia, Trichomonadida, Trichomonadidae.
AUGUCUGAAGUCUCAUCCAAAGCGCCUCCGUACCUUAUUCAGUACGGUUCCAAGCAGAUUAUUGUUGAUAAUCCCAACAAUUUUGCACAAACAUCUCAGCAAUUCAAAAUUUACUACAGCCAGAAUCCAUCAAAAUUAGUUCUCCCUGAAUCUGAAGAAUAUUCGUUCAAAACACUUCAACUUUUAGUCAACGCUUGCCAGGGAAGACCAUUCUCAUGCACUCUCGAUAAUGUCUUUGAAUUCAGAAAACUCGCUGUUGAUUGGAAGGUUGACACACUCGUCCAAUACUGCGAUAACUAUAUUCAGAAGACAAAGAUUAGCGAGCUUACAGUGGAUGAAGUCUUCGAGAAAUUAGAUGAAGCAAUUGCAUCAAAUGAUAAAGAUCAGCGUAAAAUCGCUAUCAGAAAUGCUGUUGCUCAAUUCAAGAAAGUCAUAACAGAUCCACAACAGCGCCUUCGUAAUUACGAUACCGAUGUCAUUACAGAGAUUUAUCGUGAUGUAAAUCCAAAUGGCAGGAACAGCGAUCUCUUUGCCAACUUUGUUAUUGAGUUCUUCAGAGCAAACCCAGCAAAGGCAACAACACUCUUCCCACGUUUGAACUUCGAUCGCCUUUCUGGUUCUCAAUAUGGAGUAAUCUUCCAACCAGACGCAAUUGAAGUCUCGAUGAACUACUACAACGCAUACGCACUCAGUGAUGCACACAAGGAGCUCAGAACUGCUCUCAAUACUGUCGAUGCCACUGCAAAACAAGCUGUUAAACAAAAUCGCCAGAAAUACGAAAAGAAGUUUGCUACAAUAUUCGAGCAAACUAAGGCUAAUAGACGUAGCGACCUUAAUAAGCUUCGUCUCCGCCUUGUCCAGCAGAAUGAAGAUCUUAAUGAUCUUGCUGAGGUCUUAGAGAACCAGAAAGCCCUUCUUGUUGAUUGCGUUAAGAUUGCACAUAGAGCACCAUCAUCCGCUGAAUAUCUUAAGAAGUCCCAGGAAGAUAUCUUGAAUAUGAUCGUCGAAAGCAAAGAAAAACUGCUCGAUCAGAUCAAACAAGAUGCAGAAGACUCCGCUAAGACACUCCAGGCACUUCUCGAUGACAGCCAGAAGGAAAUUGAGAAGCAAACAGCUGGAAAAUCAAUUGUUGCUCCAGAUGUUUACUCCGGUAUCGAAAAUUACCAGGGUAGAAUUGGAGAUAUUAAUCAUGGACUCGCAAGCUGUGCAAGACAACUUAGAGAAGUCCAGGCAACGAUGAUGGCUAAGAUUAUUAGAGAUAAUUACAAAGGAAACGAAUACCUUCGCGUUGUUCGUGACAAUAAUAAUAACUUACUCGCAUAUAAGAUAUUCGAUGAAUAUCCAGACUUAGUUUGGAACUUAUCAAAGAAGGAAGUUAGCGAUGCUGAGAAGAGAAUUAUUGUACCUAUUGAAACUAAGGUUGAUAAGCUGUGCCAAAUCCGGAAAUAA